AUGGCCAAUUCGCGGAAGGAGCUUCGCGCAGUGCAGGACCGGCUGGAGUACGUGGAGCGCCGCGAAAAGGAGCGCGAGCAGGAUCUGUACGGGCAGCUGAAGAGCAUGCAGCUUGAGCUCUCACAGAUGCGGGGGAACUUCACCAGCGCGGAAAAUGAGUGCCGCCAAGAGAUGUCACGCCUGCAGCGGGAGUGGCAGAAGGCAACGGCGGCCGCGAAGGAAGCGCAGAAGAAGGCAGAGAAUAUUUGGCGCGAUUUGAUACUGGAGGAGAGGGAGCGGCUUGCGACGGAGCAUCAGCAGCGGGAGCGGGAGCGAUUUGACUCCCUCCAUCAUGUGGUGGAAUCUCUCGCCAAUGAGUUGGCUCGACUGUCGGAUAUAGUGGCGGCGACCCGCACAGGGAACAGCCAGCUAUCGUCGCAUGUCGAGCAGGAGUUGGAGCGGCACCGGUCGUGGUUGAAACGACAUAAGAGAGAAGAGUCUGAAUUUUUAAAGCUCUUUGAGGAGACAUGUACGCAACUGCAGGAUGCACUUCUUCAUGAGCGGCGGGCACGGGAGGAAAGUAUGAACCGCAUUGAGAAGUUGUUGACGCGCCGUGGUGUCGAUUCUGCCGCCGCCGCCGUCUCGAACCUCCACCGAUUUUAG
Messenger RNA from Trypanosoma cruzi, 642 nucleotides. RefSeq lists its product as uncharacterized. Bases 1 to 642 code for a protein of 213 amino acids. Lineage: Eukaryota; Euglenozoa; Kinetoplastea; Trypanosomatida; Trypanosomatidae. The record is from RefSeq and is a predicted model, not a curated record. The transcript has a single exon.